This is a messenger RNA of Bactrocera tryoni, 462 nucleotides long. RefSeq lists its product as uncharacterized. The record is from RefSeq and is a predicted model, not a curated record. NCBI's taxonomy places the organism in Eukaryota, Metazoa, Arthropoda, Insecta, Diptera, Tephritidae. The transcript has 4 exons. The coding region runs from base 1 to 462 and encodes 153 amino acids.
AUGUUUCGCGGCGACAAAUUUAUCGCGAUCGGCAUAGCCUUACUCUUUUGCGCAAAAACUUUCUUUAUGUCCUUCUUUUCGCUUGAUCAACAUCCGCGUUACUAUCAGCUAAAAGUGCAGCGUAGCGCAUAUGGCCAUCCAACGACGUACUUGUGGAUCACGUUCCUCUCCAAUUUGGUCGCUUUCAUGGCGGGUUUCUUUCUGUUCGCUGGACUCUGUGAGAGUUUAUACGCUUUCUUUUCGCCAGCUUUCGCCGUUAUUGUGUGCUUCAUUGUGGGUGAUUUGUUCUUUCAUUGCCUUUUUCUAUUCGUCACCGUUGAAUUUCAUAUGCUUAUGGUAUUCAAUUUGUGUACCACGGUUGUUUUUGCUGGUUGCAUGUAUUUCGUUUAUAGAUACUCUAAAGAAUUUGAUGAACUCAAUCCGGAGCAAGUUUUGCAGCGAAAUGGAUCUGCAAGCGAAUAA